This is a messenger RNA of Monoraphidium neglectum, 909 nucleotides long. RefSeq lists its product as hypothetical. Bases 1 to 909 code for a protein of 302 amino acids. The transcript has 2 exons. NCBI's taxonomy places the organism in Eukaryota, Viridiplantae, Chlorophyta, Chlorophyceae, Sphaeropleales, Selenastraceae. The record is from RefSeq and is a predicted model, not a curated record.
AUGGCCGUCGCCCUCGCUCUAGUCGUUGCCGUAUGCGCGCUGGGCCCAGCCGCCGUCGCCGCCACCCCCCUCCAAGCCGCGUGCCCCGCGGGCCUCACGCCCGACCAGUGCAAGAUCUGCGCCCUGUCAGCCACGCCUGCCGCGUGCCACGCGUGCGUCCAGGGCGCCAAGGCGUCCAAGGAGCCCGAAGCGCCCGCCGCCAACGCAGCCACCUGCAUGGUCUGCGGCAGCCUGGCCUCCAAGGACCAGCGGGACAUGUGCACCGGCUGCGUCAAAACCCAGGGCUUUGCUGCCGGCUGCUCGGCCUGCGCGGGCGCCGCGCUGUACGGCAUCCCUGAGAACAGCAAGCCAACGGCCCAGGGCCUGGCUACAGCCGGGGGCUGCUACUCAUGCUAUGCCAAGGCGGGCAAGGACCUGCAGGCUACACCCGCCUGUGCCGCUUGCUGGGCGCCUGCCAGCAAGGACCCGGCCGCCUGCUCCUCCUGCGUCGCCGGCGCGACCGGCGUCCCCGCCAUCGCGCGCGCCGGCUGCUUCGGUUGCUACCUCAAGACCCAGGCCGACGCGGCCGGCUGCAACGCCUGCCUCAAGGCCGCGACGGCGCCCGCUAACGCGCAGGUCUGCCCCCUCUGCGCCAAGCCCGGCGCAGCGACCGGCGAGCAGGGGCGGUGCUACAGCUGCAUGUCGUCCGUCAAGGCGUCCCUGCCGGGCGUGAGGUGGCUCUGCCACUUUACCGGCACCGCCGAGGGCAACAAGCCCGUGGCGGCGCUGACGGCCGCCGUCCCCAAGUACUUCAAGUGCCUCUCGGGGGCCGGCACGCUGGACGCCGGCCAGGCCUGCCGCAAGUGCAUGGAUAAGCUGGAGGCGGCGGGCGCCGCCGCCGGCGACCAGUGCUUCGCGGCGCUCGCGUGA